GAGUCACGUGACUUACCAUUCACAUCAUCAUCAUACACCCAUUGUUUCACCAGUGCACCCGGCAGUACCGGUUGUACCGACAGUACCGCCCGUGCCGACAGUGCCGGUUGUACCGACAGUACCGGUUGUACCGACAGUAGGGACAGUACUUGA
This is a messenger RNA of Plasmodium fragile, 153 nucleotides long. RefSeq lists its product as uncharacterized. Lineage: Eukaryota; Apicomplexa; Aconoidasida; Haemosporida; Plasmodiidae. The annotation marks the transcript as partial. The transcript has a single exon. The record is from RefSeq and is a predicted model, not a curated record.